Arachis duranensis is the source of this 1933-nucleotide messenger RNA. RefSeq names its product transcription termination factor MTERF5, chloroplastic. Gene Ontology annotation, biological process: regulation of DNA-templated transcription. NCBI's taxonomy places the organism in Eukaryota, Viridiplantae, Streptophyta, Magnoliopsida, Fabales, Fabaceae. Gene Ontology annotation, molecular function: double-stranded DNA binding. The record is from RefSeq and is a predicted model, not a curated record.
CUACAAGUCUACAACUAUGAAAGCUUCAUCUUCUCUUCAUCCACACCACCAUUUUCCUUCCACUAAACUUUACACUUCCAUCACCACAAGAGUUUACAUCAGGACUCAACUCUCUUUUCCUGCAAAGGUGUUCUUGUGCCAGGCAAAAUCUGGCACAAAUGGGUCAUUAAACGUGCGAGUGAUGCCUCCCACUCUGUUAGCAGCAGAAAAGGAAGAAGCCAAGGCUGUAUUGAUGCUGUUUUUGAAAAAAGAAGGCUUGAGCAAUGCCAUUGCAGCGAGAACUGUCAACAAAUCAGAUCCUUUUAUUGAUCACCUUGUCUCGGUGCUUCACUCUAAACACAAAUCUCGGUACCUCGUAGGGAGAGAACUUACAACACUUGAAAUCAGGGAUGCUAUUGUCCCAUACCUUGAAUCUCUUCUCGAAGAGCACGGUGAUAGUCUAGUUGAUGUAGUCGAAAACUAUCCAAAUCCCCCGGUUAAGGAAAAACCAGCUGUGCAGGUUCCUCCUCCUACUCCAAUAAUAGACUCUAAGAAGCUUAGAACCGUGUCUCGAGUGAAUGCAAUAGACAUGACUGCUGGCAAUCUUCGCCCUCAUAUUGUCUAUCUCAUAGAGUUCGGUAUGAGUAUUGAGCAAAUCAAUGGUAUUAUUCGGCGAUUCCCGUCUUUUGCCUACUACAGCUUGGAGGGUAAAAUUAAGCCUGUAGUUGAGUUUUUUCUUGAACUUGGAGUUCCGAAAGAGGACAUCCCCACCAUCCUCACUAAAAGGCCUCAAUUAUGUGGAAUCAGCCUGUCGGAAAAUCUUAAACCCACCAUGAAGUUCUUAGAAUCCUUAGGCGUCGACAAGAAACAAUGGGCGAAGGUGAUAUACCGCUUCCCGGCUCUUCUAACUUAUAGUAGGGAGAAGGUGGAGGAGAGCAUAGAUUUUCUCCGAGAAUUAGGCUUGUCAGAUGAUAACAUAGGUAAGAUCUUAACUCGCUGCCCCAAUAUUGUAAGUUAUAGUGUAGAGGACAACCUACGACCCACGGCUAAUUACUUCCGAUCCUUGGGAGUGGAUGUUGGUGUUCUUCUGUUCCGUUGUCCACAGAAUUUUGGUCUUAGCAUUGAGGCCAAUCUGAAGCCUGUAACACAGUUUUUCUUGGAAAAGGGAUACACUUUGGAUGAAAUUGGGACUAUGAUUUCAAGAUUUGGUGCCUUGUACACCUUUAGCUUGGCAGACAAUUUGAUUCCGAAAUGGGAUUUCUUCAUCACUAUGGGUUACCCAAAUUCUGAGCUUGUUAAAUUCCCUCAGUUUUUCGGAUACAGUUUGGAAGAAAGGAUUAAACCAAGAUAUGCACGGAUGAAGAGAGCUGGGGUGAGGUUAUUGCUCAACCAGGUUCUGUCACUGUCUAGCCGGAACUUCGAAGAGGCCUUAGAAAAGAAACUGAAAAAGAAUUCGAGUUGACCAGCUAGUUAUAGCAGCAAAGUUGUUGUAUCGGAUCGGAUCAGAUAAUGAAAGAGGACACUUUUAGACAAUGUUCCAGACAACAAGAUGCUCAACUCAACUCCAGUGUUUUCGGACUAUUUGUCGUCAACGACUUCAGGAAAUGUUUGCUCAUACCCAUGAACAAGAUUCAAGUUGCAUUGGAGGCUAUGGGCACCAUAGAAACGGAGCAUUGUUUAAGUUUUGGAGCAAUUUUGGAGCAUUACAGGUUCACAAGCCAAAAAGGUUCCAAGCUAUGUGAAAACUCCUCCUCUAAAGUGAGAAAAUAAUCUAUUGUUAACCCUUAAAUCAUACUAGUUGAUUAUAAGUUGCAACAAAAAUACAUUGUGAUCAUAACCACCCUAAAAUAAUUGAAGGGUGAAUGGUUUCCUACUGUACCUUAUACUUUAGUGUAAAUGAACCAUAUAGUGUCAUAGCUUGUGAUUAUAUGUAAUUAUCAUUUUUAGUGUAUUC